This is a messenger RNA of Anopheles cruzii, 2034 nucleotides long. RefSeq lists its product as uncharacterized. Lineage: Eukaryota; Metazoa; Arthropoda; Insecta; Diptera; Culicidae. The coding region runs from base 1 to 2034 and encodes 677 amino acids. The transcript has 9 exons. The record is from RefSeq and is a predicted model, not a curated record. Gene Ontology annotation, molecular function: carbohydrate binding.
AUGAUGGAUAUAUUCUCGUUCCAAUUUUUGGUUGGACUAACUAUUGUCCUGCACAAUGCCGCAGGAGACGAUAUGGGACUGCUUUCCAGCACAUUACGUGCAUUUCGCACGUUUUGCUGUGACGACGAUCUCCUGACACUGUCCUGUCCUAUUGGCACAAGCAUAUCCGUGGAACUGGUUCAGUAUGGUGCAAAAGAGGAAAACGAUACUGUGCAAUGUUCGUACAGUGAACUGGAUGGUCGCAAUUAUGCUCCAGAAUCGACGCCAUCAUCAUCUUCUACGAGUAUGAUGGACAUUGUCCUACCGAACAAUAACAUACUGAACGCCAUGAACGAAAGCAUGACCAACUCCUCUAUCGACAGGACGAAGGACAAGUGCACACCCCUUUACGUACUGCAGUACUCGAUCCUGCAGACGGUUGUUGAAACGUGCCAGAAAAAGCGACGUUGUCGGUUACAUGCUGCCCCGAAAAUAUUCGAAACAAGUCCCUGUCCUGGCAUUCAUCGGCUGGUGGAGGUCAAUCACAAAUGCCGCCCAUUCGAAUUCCGAAGCAUGACUUCUUGCGAGAAGGACAUCGUUCGGUUGACCUGUGGCCAGUACACGCGCAUAGCGAUCUACAGCGCCACUUAUGGGCGGACGGCGUACGAAAGUUCUCAUUGUGCGCAGGCAGCCACCUCGCAAGAGCAGACAUGUCUCUCGGAGCACACGAGUCACACGCUGACGGAAAUCUGCCAAGGCCGGCGGAAGUGUACGGUGGCAGUUGAAAGCUCAACAUUUGGCAAUCCCUGCCCGGAGAGCACUCGGGUGUACCUAAAGGUGAUAUACGCCUGUGUUUCCAGAAACGUGUUCCGGGAGCGCUACAUUACGCCACUGGAGGAUGACGAACUGAACGAGCAACCAUUCGAGUCGGGCGAGUUGUACGAUGAGGAAUUAACACCGGUGCCAAACCAGAUAGAAGACUCAGCGGCCAUAGGCAUCGGUGCCACCAAGAGCACCCUCAAGUACUUGAGCGAGUCAUCGAGGGUCAAAGCUGAAAACAUAGUCAACCGUAGCAAAGGCGGAGACCCUCACCAGACGAUGGCUAGUCUAGACGAGGGACAGUUGCUCAUCGUGAGCAUCGCGGUUCUAUUCUUCUGUUGCAUCUGCCUAUCGUUCGGCGCGUUGCUGGCAUACAAAAUGAAAUUGUUUCCGUCCCGAACCGCAACGCGAUGCAUCAAAGGAUCAGAUUCGACCGAAAGCCACUCCACGCCAUCUAGCUACCGACCGACGAGCGACGACUUUGACCUGGUAGACUCUGGCCCGGAACAGGUUAUUAUGGCCGAAAAGUUUGCAGAGCAACAAUCAACACCGACCCAAGGAACCGAAGCUAUAGCCUCCUCGUGCGGUACCGUCUGCUCUAGCAACAGUAUAAAGCAUCCCGCUUUCACCUUUGGUGACGUUGAACCAAACCGCGGGUCCCAACUGUCGCAGAUCUCUACUACCAUGUUCAUUCUGCCAAACUAUCUGAUGACCGAAGCUCCGGUUGGCUUCCUGUCCAACAACCGCCGACCAUCUCGAUUGGCGCGAACAAUUCUGGACGACAGUUCCGCACCGAAAACGAUACCACCAAAUGAGAGCCUCACCAUCACCCUUGCCAUGGCCGACAUCACGAGUCAACCGGGCUCCUACACUCAUCCCCAUCAUCCACAACAGCCGGCCCACCAGCACCAAUCAGCGUACGGUGUUGAUUCCUGCUCGCAGUGUGCGGUCCUCGGUUUGUCUUCUGCUCCACCCACCGGAUCUACCGCUAUGUAUGGAGGAACGGCUGGACCGAAAAUGCUGCUGGGUCCGGGGGCCCUCGGGGCUACCAGCAACACCGCAGUGUUACACCCGUAUCAGCACAAUCAAUCAUUAAAAUCUGCCCCCAGCGAUGCUCCAGGGCAGCCUGAGGUGGUAGAGUUGUUGGUAGGCGCCUGUGACACGAAGGGCGCAGAAACCACCCUGACCAAGUCGAAUUCUUUUUUAUGGCUGGGCUUGAAGAUCGGGCUGAUGUAA